AUGCUGUCAAACCUUCGAAGGUGGUAGCGCAAAUUUACUGACCGAAAGGUCCGUGGUUCGAACCCGAUCUCUGCCUCUCGACUUCCCCUAUCUAGGCUUGAGCAACCUGGCAGUAUUCCAGCCCUCAUGCUUCUUUCGGGUGGCAUGUGCAUCCCGAAUCCGGUUGCUUGGCAUGCGCAUCACUUACCUGGUUGGAUGCAUAAUUUCUCUGUGGCGAGCACUCUGAUCAUCGAGAUCUUGCUGCCGCUUCUCUUCUUCGUUCCGCUACGACUUAUUCGAUUGUUCUCCUUCUACAGUCAGCUGCUAUUACAGGGGCUUAUCAUUCUAACUGGAAAUUUCAACUUCUUCAACCUGCUCACAAUGGCUCUGUGCUACUCACUGCUUAAGGACGAAGACUUCAAUAUCAGGAGACGCAAAACAACUGGAAUCUCUUCCACAUUGUCCAACUUACUUUCUCUAAUUAUUAUCGGCACUGUUCUGGCGGUUGGUGGAUACUUGUUCAAUUUUCGUGUGACUCCGGGAUAUACCAUUGCUUCCUCUGUCGGCUUUACAAAGACGCAGUUCAACCACUUCCUCACACACGCGGUGAGCUACAUCAUUUAUGCUGCUGUGGCCCUUUUUGCAAUCCAGGUUUACUGCAGCUUGGUAUGCGCUCUGAAAGCCCCAAAACUAUGGCGGAAUUGUGUCGAACUGGCAGGCGUUGUGGUUGUUGGCAUAAUUGGGCUAACGCUUCUAUUCAGUAGCUUCGUACCCUUCGGAAACCUUGACGGUCAAAGUGUGGAGAAACUUCCCAUCAGUGUCCGCCACAUUCACUCCCAGUUGAGGCCAUACCACCUGACCAAUGGGUAUGGGCUCUUCCGCCGUAUGACUGGGGUUGGUGGCAGGCCAGAAGUGAUUCUUGAAGGUGCUCCGUCCAUGGAGGGUCCAUGGACUGAAUAUCAUUUCCGCUUCAAGCCAGGUCGAGUCAAUCGUACUCCACCGGUAGUCAUACCUCACCAACCUCGUGUGGACUGGCAGCUGUGGUUUGCAGCCUUGAGUCAGCCGGACGAUCACCCUUGGUUCUACAACCUGGUCUAUCGGUUGCUCCAACAAGAACCCGAUGUAUUACAGUUGCUGGAUACAUCCACGAUACCAACUAAUCCAAAGUUUGUGAGAGCUCAUCUGUACACUUAUUACUACACGCAACCUACUGAACACCUAUGGCGUCAAAGUGGUGCAUCCCUGAAUCUCAAGGGACGUGUGUAUCAGGCUACAGUUCGGGCUGUUUUGUUGUAUGGCUGUGAGACUUGGCCUGUUGGAGCAGCGGAACUGAAACUUCUUCAGGUGUUCGACAAUCGUUGUCUCAGAAAUGUAGCUCGUGUGGGUGGGUGUCGGCGUAUGCGUAACGAAACUGUCAGAAAUCGCAGUGGGAAUUGGUGGCACCGCGUACGAAAAUCGGACUAUCUUCCACCGGUUUCCCUCUCUUCACCUGUUCUGCGUAUGAAGCUGGAAGAGUCAGGCUUGAUAGGCAGACGCAUCACCCGCAAAUGGGCUGUGUACGCACAGUCCGGGAUAAUUCACUUUGAUAAUGUGACCAACAACCGUCUGGCGAACGCAGACGGUCGCCUGGAAAACCGGGUGCACCACUGGGAUACACUGGAGCAUGCCAGACAGAAGUUGUCCAGUAACGCCGAGUGGCUCGCUCGAGAAUAUGAGAUGCAUAUGUCAUACCAAUGCGACCGACGGGAAAUCCUGGAGAGCGACGACUACGUUCUGGACGUUGUCUGUCGAUUGACUACUUAUGCAUGUUCCCUUGUUUUGAGGCACUUGAGACCGUGA
Opisthorchis viverrini is the source of this 1818-nucleotide messenger RNA. RefSeq lists its product as hypothetical. Bases 127 to 1818 code for a protein of 563 amino acids. Lineage: Eukaryota; Metazoa; Platyhelminthes; Trematoda; Opisthorchiida; Opisthorchiidae. The record is from RefSeq and is a predicted model, not a curated record. Gene Ontology annotation, cellular component: endoplasmic reticulum membrane. Gene Ontology annotation, biological process: protein maturation. The transcript is spliced from 14 exons.